ACGAGUUACUUCAACUCUUUGAACCGGAAAUAAACAAGUGCACGUUGAAAUUGGAUUUGCAAAGCCUGAAGUUUCAGAGGUCACAAACAACACCUUCAACCGACAUAAUGGUAUCAAGAAAAAAGCAUAAGAUGUCAACUAAGGGUGAUAUAACUUCAGACUUGUCUAACAAGAAAAAAAGGAAAAUAUCCAAACUAGAGAGUAAAAAAUUAGCAAAGCUUAUCGACAAAAAGUUGAAUUUGUCAGAUACAAGUAAAACAGCUAAAAGAUCAACGUCUAAAUCAGAAAAAGGAAAACUUGCCGCACUGUUUGGAGCUAAAGUCACAUUGUCAUCAUCCAAACCAGAAACACAGAAUCAAAAAGGAAUUGGUGAAACCGUGUCAGCAUCAGAGACAAGAGGAUCUGAAGGAAACUUACAAGGGGUUUCUAAUCAAAAGAAAUCAAAAAAGAAGAAAAAUAAGGAGAAUUCAUGUCCCAAAGCUGAAGCUAUAGCGUCAGUGACAGUACAAAACCAAGGUGAUAUUAAAUUGGCCACCUUGUCUAACAAGAGGAAGAGGAAAUCACCCAAAUCAGACAGUGCAAAAUUAGCAAAGUUGAUGACCAAAAAGCUGAACUUGUCAGAUACAGCCACGGCAUCAGAAAAACAAAAACUUGCAGCAUUAUUUGGAGACAAAGUCACAUCGACACAGAACCAAGAAAGAUUUGAUGCAGCAUCAACAUUGUCUGAGGAGACAAUUGGAAGUGCAAGGAAUAUAACAAAAGGCUCCAAAAAAAAAUCAAAGAAGAAGAAAAAUAAAGAGAACUCUAGUCCAAGUAAUGAUGUCCAAGAGACAGUGAAAAAUUCAAAGGAGAUGGCCAAAACACAAGCAGAAGAAGACAUGGAUGAUGAUGAAAGUGAAGGAGAGGAUAAACGUGUUGAUAAAAUGGCCGGUUUCUGUCCUCCUCCAGGAAUAGUUCACGAGUCACUCUUGAUGGAAAAACAAAAGAAGAAGACAAAAAAGCGAGAUCUUGAUGAAGAAGAGGAAAAGCCGAAGGGAAUAAAAAGCAAGCGUGAUACAAGUAAAGACUGCAAGACAGUAUUUGUUGGUAACUUGCCAGUAAAUACAGAUAAAAAAGAACUUCACAAGUUGUUUAGGAAGUUUGGAUCCAUUGAGACUGUCAGACUUCGAUGUGUGCCGAGAUCAGAUACAAAGUUACCUAAACGAGCUGCUGUCAUCCUGAAGGACUUUCAUCCUGAGAGAGACAACAUCUGUGCUUAUGUCUGCUUCAAGGAGGAGGAGAGUGCUCAGAAAGCACUCAAGAUGAAUGGAAAACUCGUUAAGAGCUUUCACAUACGUGUAGAUAUGUCCAAUCAUGAUCCAAAGACAGACUUCAAGCGCUCAAUUUUUGUUGGAAAUCUUCCUUUAGAUAUAAAGGAAGAGGAUGUGAGAAGUCAUUUUGAAAGUUGUGGAAAAAUCAGAAAUGUUCGAGUCAUUCGAGACAGCAAGUCAGGAGUUGGAAAGGGAAUCUGUUAUGUAACAUUUAAGUCAAAGGAUUCUGUGGGUCUGGCAAUGAAACUAAAAGGCACAGAAUUGUCGGGACGUAAAGCUCGUGUAGAAUACUUUACCAUGUUCAAGAAAAACAAAAAGAGACCUGAAAUUUCAAAACCUCUGAACUUUGAACAUCGUGUCCACACAGGGUUUGACCCUGAGCAUGGGAAAUAUGUGGGCCUGCCCCCUCAGUGGAUGGGGAUCAUCAUCCCUGACCAACAGACAGAAUGGAGGAAGCCCGUGGUGGACCCCUCCACCAUCACUGACAUGGACAUCCAACCCCUCAAGACAAUCAUAAGAGGAAGUUCUUCCCAGUUAAAUGGAUAUCAUGGUGGGAUUUCAGUAGCCAGAUCAAACUCCUUACGGCAAAGCAGUCCCCCACAGAGGAGGAAGUAUGUCCCUGAUUCCAUGUACCCUGUCCCUGAGGGCCAGCAUGACCGGUCACCCAACCAGGACAGGAUUCCCCCAGGCUACCCCACAAAUGGGCGGGGAGACCCAAACUUUGACCAGUAUCCAGGAGAAUAUCGACAGGAUCCCCGAUAUCCUCCCCCCGAUCACAGGAGGGAUCCUAGAGACCCCAGAGGACAGCGUGACCCACGGGAUUAUCAGAGAGACCCCAGGGAUUACCAACGGGAUCCUCGGGAUCAUAGAGGGCCUCCUCCCCCAGGGUACAGAGAAGGGCAUAUGAUGGCACAUGAUCCUCGCUCUGAGGACUUUAGGGGUAACGAUUCAUUUGAUAGAAGAGGGAACGAUUCCUUUGACAGAAGAGGAAAUGAUUCUUUUGACAGAAGAGGACCAAAUGACAGUUUUGACCGUAGAGGUCAUAAUGAUUCCUUUGACAGAAGGCAGCCUAAUGACACUCUGGACCGCAGAGGUCCAAACGAUUCGUUUGAUCCCGAUAGAUCACGUGAACAAGACUUGUCCUUCCCACCUGCCAAAUAUAACCACAUGCCUCCUGGAAUGCCCCAUGGGGGAAGAAGCCCUACGCGUCAUCCUGAAAAUUUCAGACAUAAUCAAAUUGACAAUGGACAAGGUCCUAAUCGCCAUCCAGGAAUGCAAGGAUUCAACAAGCAACCCAUGCCUCAUCACGAGGGGGCACCUCAUCCACAGCAGGGCUAUCAACCCGGACCUCAGAAGUUGGGACCUCCCCAGCAACCCUCCACAAAACCCCCUCCCCCAGCUGGGCCAGUACCUGAGCAGCAGCGACUGUCACAUGAACAGUUCCGAGCAGCAUUGCAGAUGGUGGUUAGUCCUGGGGACCCCAGGGAGGACUUGGACAAUUUCAUCAAGAUUGGAGAGGGAUCUACUGGUAUUGUGUGUAUAGCCACUCAGACCAGCACAGGGGCCCAGGUCGCUGUUAAAAAGAUGGACCUACGGAAACAGCAAAGGAGGGAGUUGUUGUUUAAUGAGGUGGUGAUUAUGAGGGAUUACCAUCACCCAAACAUUGUGGACAUGUAUGACAGCUUCCUUGUUGGUGAUGAAUUGUGGGUAGUAAUGGAGUUCCUAGAAGGUGGUGCCCUCACUGACAUAGUAGUGAACCAGGGAAGCAGCAGAAUGGAUGAGAACCAGAUAGCCACAGUGUGUAAAGCUUGUCUGAAAGCUCUGUCAUUCCUUCAUUCCAAUGGAGUAAUACAUCGAGACAUCAAGUCUGAUUCCAUCUUACUCUCCCAGGAUGGCAAGGUGAAACUCUCUGACUUUGGAUUUUGUGCACAAGUUACUCAAGAACUGCCCAAAAGGAAAUCACUGGUGGGAACUCCUUAUUGGAUGGCUCCAGAGGUCAUCUCAAGGUUACCUUAUGGACCAGAGGUUGACAUAUGGUCCCUUGGUAUUAUGGUGAUAGAAAUGAUUGAUGGGGAACCUCCAUUCUUCAAUGAGCCCCCUCUCCAGGCAAUGAGAAGAAUCCGGGACAUGCCGCCACCCAAGCUGAAGAAUCCUAAAAGAGUGUCCCCCAGAUUGCAAGGGUUCCUGGACAUGAUGUUGGUACGCGAGCCGUCACAGCGAGCAACAGCCUUUGAAUUACUGCAGCAUGCGUUCCUGAGGGGAGCGGACAAACCAACCUGUCUGAUCCCUAUGAUGAAGAGCUUCAGACACAAUUACGUGAUAUUAUUAAAAACUAUUACCUGCACCUUAGCUAGACAAAUUACAAUGAAAUGCAGUGUGCACGGCUAUGAAAGUAGAACCAUUUUACAAGACCUUGGAAUUUCGGUAGGUCACUUCACCGCUUUCCACAGAGAAACAGGUUUGAACUUGGCGGUAGGGGGUGAGGAUGGAGUCAUACGAGUGUACGACUUGACAAAGGAAGAUGGGUAUAAAUCACCACAGCUUUCUUUGGAGACAAAAAGUGGACCAGUUCAGGCCAUGAAGAUAGAAGAUAUUACCAAAUUCUACCACAAUGAUCUGGUGACGGUUGAUUCAUGUGGGAUGAUGACUGUAUUCUGUAACCGACAGAUUCUGUGCAGACAGAGCAUCACUGACAGCUGUCUCAAUUGUUUACAGAUACAAAAGGAUAAAACGGGUAACCUUGCAAUCAUAUUGAGCAGUGACUCGGGAACAGUGUGUGGUGUUCUUCCUUCCAAUGUGCUAUGGCGGAUUAAUCUCAAUGAACUCAAGUUAAAUGAGGUUCGUAGUUCUACUCUGUCAGUGAAAUGUCAGUUGACAGUUAAUCUAACCAAUGAACAUAAUCAGAAAUCAAGUUAUGUCCUUGUGUCAGACAGUGAUUGUCAGAUGUAUGUCAUCCAUCAAGGGACCGUUGUCAUGGUGAUUAAGACUCCAAGUAUUAUAACAGCUAUGUGCAGUGGAAAUUUUGUGAAAUCUGAAAAACUUCCUGUGACCUUGACAGCAACCUCAGGUUCAGGAUCUGGUGAACAAGUUGCAUUGGGAUCAGACACUGGAGCUCUAUUUAUAUUCCAUAAUUUUUCGAUUACGGAGUUUGCUAAUGCUCAGUACCCAAUCACCAGCCUGAGUAAGCUCCCUUUCCCUGACUUGGAGCAGGAUCUCCUUCUGUGUGCGGGUUACUUCAACGAGCUCCAGAUCUACUCGGAUGGCAAGCUGCUGGAUAAAUUCCCGACGUCGGAUUGGAUUAACAGUAUGGACACCGCGGACAUCGACGGUGAUGGUGUACAGGAGGCUGUGAUUGGCUGUAUGGACAGCACCUUAUACUGCAUCAAAUUUUCACCACCCUAAUGCAUCAUUACUUAAUAAAACUUAUAUCUUAAAUGUACAUCUUGUUGUGGCUCAUGUGUUCAACUUAUACAAAGGUUUC
Messenger RNA from Magallana angulata, 4791 nucleotides. RefSeq lists its product as uncharacterized. Gene Ontology annotation, molecular function: RNA binding; protein binding; protein serine/threonine kinase activity. The coding region runs from base 108 to 4712 and encodes 1534 amino acids. The record is from RefSeq and is a predicted model, not a curated record. NCBI's taxonomy places the organism in Eukaryota, Metazoa, Mollusca, Bivalvia, Ostreida, Ostreidae. Gene Ontology annotation, cellular component: cytoplasm. The transcript has 34 exons. Gene Ontology annotation, biological process: protein phosphorylation; intracellular signal transduction; regulation of MAPK cascade.